Messenger RNA from Durio zibethinus, 1411 nucleotides. The record is from RefSeq and is a predicted model, not a curated record. Lineage: Eukaryota; Viridiplantae; Streptophyta; Magnoliopsida; Malvales; Malvaceae.
UUAUUGAAUGCUGCUGUUGCUCAUAUGGGGUCUCCUCAUAUCAUCCUAAGUGCAAGAUGACUGGUCUUACACAUCUUUGCUUUGCCGAUAACUUGUUGAUUUUGUCAAAGGCGAUCUGGUCUCAAUUGUUGAAAUACAAAAUAUGUUGAAUUUGUUUCAUUGAUCUUAUUCUGGACUUCAAUUGAAUUGCACCAAAAGCCAACUCUUUUUCACAGGUGUUUGCCGAUAACUGGGAUGCAAAGUUUAUCCUAUGCACUAUGCAGGUAGACUAAGCUAAUUCAAUCAGUUUUGUUCAACAUUCAGAACUGCCGGUGAUAACCCACUUGCCUACAAAAACAAAUUCAACGUAAAUACCAAAGUAAGGAAAAUAAUAUCUUUCACGACAUCAUCGAAUGGACGCCAAGCAAGCUCACUGUUAUUCAUGCCAACCAUCAGAAGGCCUGUGAACACGUGUUCGUCCCAGAUUAACCUUUUUCUCGGGCCUUGCAACUUCAAGCGAAGCACUCACAUUUCGUCUUUUCUUUUGUCUUUCCAUAUAUAUAAAACCAUGCGCUUGCUAUCUCUUCAUUCUUGAAACCUGCUUUUAGCAUUUCGGGAACUUUUGGCUUUAUCUUUAACGUUCAGACAAGAAACUUGUUUAUUCUUGUUGCAACAACAAAUAGAUAGAGCAGGAAGAAAAUGGCAGGAGAUAGGAAGAUAGGGGUGGCCAUGGACUUCUCAUGUACCAGCAAGAACGCUCUUAAAUGGGCUAUAGAUAACUUGGCUGACAAAGGAGACACCCUUUACAUCAUCCACAUCAACCCUAACUCUCUUGAUGAGUCUCGCAACGCUCUCUGGGCCAAAUCUGGUUCUGAGUUUAGAGAGCCACAAAUUAUGAAGAAAUACGAUGUUAAAACUGAUAUUGAAGUUCUUGACAUGCUUGACACUGCUUCUAGACAAAAAGAGAUGCAGGUUAUCACAAAACUGUACUGGGGAGCAGAUGCUAGAGAAAAAAUUCUUGAUGCUAUUGAAGAUCUAAAGCUCGACUCUUUGGUUAUGGGAAGCAGAGGACUUGGAACCGUUCAAAGGAUUAUCUUGGGGAGUGUGAGCAACUACGUUACGACGCAUGCUCCUUGCCCUGUUACAUCGUCAAGGAACUAUCGAGGUCCAGCAAGCACUGAUAAGUUUAUAUUUCGAAUUUGAUUUACGAAACAAUAGUGUGUGGUUUUAUCAGUUCAAUCUGCUGUUCCUGUUUGGCUGAUCAUGUUGACUAAGGGCUUUGGUUGUUUCUCAAAUGUGGAACUUUGUCAGAUAAUGAGUUGUUAUCAAUUUGUGUUCCCUUGGUAUUGAUUUAUGGCCCUACUAUCGAAAUCAUAGCCCUUCAUGGUGCGGAAAAGCUGUUUGGCUAUAAUAAUCAGCUUUGUCUUGUCCA